CAACGAAAGUAAUUUUUAAGGCGAUGGAGACAGAACGCACGAGAAUCCUUCAAUCAAGUGUACGGGCAGGAAAUUGAGGGUUGUGCAGUCCGAAUCGUGGAGCUUUUGCGCGAACGAUGAAUAAAUUGACGCGUUUCCGCGCCGUCUUCGCUCCAACACGUGUGUGGAUGAAUGGCGUACAUACCAUUCUAGCCGGCGGCACGAGUAAUGCGCAAUGACAGCAUGCUUCUCCUCCUAGGGUUGACAUGGGCGACAAUGCACAGCAAGCAUUUCAUCAACAACAUUACAAAUGCACGACCUGUCAAAUCUCGGUUUUGUUGCUAUUCACCGAGUGACUACCUACGCAAUCACUACUGCGUUGAAGGUAAUGACUCAGACGGAAGACUGAUAUCUGGAUCUCAAAUUGCGCACUCCUCGAACAUGACUCGGGGAUUGACGUUAAAUACAAUCCUCUCGAAAUACGAAGGGUAUCAAGCCAUGGACUCCAACAAUCGUCGCGGUUCUUGGCAAUGCGGGCCCUGCUCGCGACCAGUUCUAUUCAACGAAUUUUGUGACUGCAUAUGCAGAUCAUUGUGUCGACGAGCUGGCCAUAUCCCUGCUUUCCCCACGCUCAGUGUCGUCACUCCGUCUUGCUAUUCCUGAGUCAUGCAUGCAAGCAUACACAACACUCAAACCCAUCCCAACACCAGCAGAAGCUGCUGCAUAGAGG
Messenger RNA from Dissoconium aciculare CBS 342.82, 709 nucleotides. RefSeq lists its product as uncharacterized. Bases 208 to 642 code for a protein of 144 amino acids. The record is from RefSeq and is a predicted model, not a curated record. Lineage: Eukaryota; Fungi; Ascomycota; Dothideomycetes; Mycosphaerellales; Dissoconiaceae. The transcript has a single exon.